UGUGCUUCUUGACGCUAAUUGCAGCCAAAGAAGAAGAGAGUUUGUCGAUAAUACAACAAAGCUAGGUUACAGUUGCUAUGAGCCUUCAGUUCAAAGACACCGAUGUGGCUGAUACAGUCGAGAAACUUAAGCGGAAAUAUUUGGAAAGGAGGAAACAGUUGCCACCGUCUGAAGGCAUUACUUCAGGAACCAGAGAUGAGGCAGCCAGGAGAUCCACGCAGCCAAGGAAAGAGCUUAAAUGUUACAGCAAAGCUUUAGAUGAGUUGUUCACAGCAGUUGCCAGCCACCCUGACCAGUUUGGCAGUGAUCUAUAUGAGGACCUGAGUGGGGACUUUACAGCGGCCCCUCUUCAGGACUCUCAGCUGCUGUUUACAGAAACAGAUGUGACCUUGCCUUCCUGUCUGGAUGGUAGCCCUGGGUCCCCAGAAAGUGAGACCGAUGGGAAGGUGCAGAGAGCUUGCCAACUCCCUGACUCGUGCCGUUCCUCUUCUUUAGUACUAGCAUCGGUGUACCAGGAGAUGAUGACCAUCUACGAACAACUAAGGGCAGAGCGACAGAGCCAGCAGCAGUGGGAGAAGGAGCUGCAGGAGCGAGAGAGGAGGCUGAAGCAACAGGAGGAUGCCUUUGGGAGGCUGGCCGGGCUUGAGGAGAUGCUACGCACUCGGAUAAUAGCUGUAGAAGAGAAACACCAGCAAGAGGUGAGCCAACUGCAGGAUCUUCUUCGAGAGAGGAGCAAGGAAAACAGGAGGCUCAAGUCCAGCUUCGACACAAUCAAGGAGCUGAAUGACAACAUGAAGAAACAGUUGAAUGAGAUCAGUGAACAGAAUAAGAAGUUAGAGAGCCAGUCAAAGAGGAUGCAGGCCCGACUUGAGAACCUGCAGAGGAAAUACGAGCACAGCGUAGCAUCAAGAGGCUGUCAGAAAAUGAGCGUUAAGAGCACUGAGUGUGUCAAACCAUCCAAAAAGGAGAAAGCUGCUGCCUCUGGAAAACCCACCAACAAGGGCAGUCCCACCUCACUAAAGCUCCUGGCCCUUCUCCUGGACUGGGUACUUGAUAGACCUACAUUCUCCUCAGUUGCAGGAAACAAAGGGAAAGGCGUCAGCCAUUGUCUGCCUCCAGAGGUCUUACUCAACGAGAGAUGCCUUAAGGUGCUGCCGUUAUUAGCAGAUCAGCUUCAUCACAAUCCCUUGUCAGAACCUGAACUCCUCCUCAACCUUCUUCGCCUCAUCCACUGGGCUUUGAGACACAUGGACAGCAGUACACAGCAUGUAGCACUAUCUGCCACGGUGCGGCGGAUAGGAGAGGAAGUAUCAAGGCUCCCAGCCCAGUCAACAGUGGCUCAGUCUGAAGAUCAAGACCUGCCAAAGUUCUGCAGUGGGGAGGCAAGUGGACCCUACAGGAGCUGGCCUACUUACCGAAGCCCCUGUCCUCACACACGCAUCCUCUCCACCCUCAUCAUCCUCCGCACUGUCACACAAGCUGACGUGCUGGCCCAGGCUCUGGACAGUCUUCACACCGAGCUGACGUCUGAGGAGAGCCGAGGCCUGUUCAUCCACUAUGGAGGAGUGUGUGCACUACUGUCGGUGCUUCGGGCUGGGCGUGGAGGUCUGCACACACCUGUAGAUAUCCUGAUGCAGCUAACUGAACAAUCCCGCUACUUAAAUCCAUUCCUGGAGGCGUGUAGCUGUGAGGAGUUUUUCCGUGCGGCCUCCCAGCUUCUUAAAAACCCUCGCCUGGAGCUCCCGUUGCUGGAGAAGCUCUCCAUCCUACUCCAGAAGCUCUCCAGCAUCAGGAAGAACCGUCGUCUGUUUGAACUUUCCUCCCUCCACCUCCAGAUCCAGGAACUUAAUCACAAAACCAACCCCACACACACCUUCCUGUGCCUCAACCUCAGGUCCAUCCUUCAGAACCUUAAAUAACACACUCACUCACAUGUGUUUCUCUGCCACAUGCUGGAUCCAAAGUCAAACUUCCCUGUUAGGAUAAGAUGACUUGCCUUGUAUUUCAGUACUCUAGCACGUUGGUUGGACCGUUCUCAGACUGUAAUUACCAUAUUUCCAACUGUACAGUACUUCAAGGCUCCAUCCUGCUUUACCUCAAAUAACAUAUGCAGACGCACAUUCCUUAUUUAUUUAGUUAUAUGUUUUUGAAGUUCUUUUGAAGCUCUUGUCUGUCAGAAGUACUUUUUUGUUUUACUGUUGUGUAUGUUUUGUGACCCGUCUGUUUUUAUGUUCCCCAAUGUUAAUCUGAUGUCUUGUCUUCUGUUCUUUCUGUGAUGGGCCCCCGCCCCUUUUUUCUCUUUUUUUUUUUUUUUCUGUUUCUAAAUGAGUGUCAUGCUUGCCAAGUGGCCUUAAUGGCUGUCUGAUGUGCUCAGAGGAAGAGAGGCUGUGACUGUGAAGCUUUUUAAUGACAAUAAACAAAAAGAACUGAAGGAAAUUGAGAUAGGACUGCAUAUGAAAUGCUGAAAUCCAUAUGUUUUGUAUAAACGUGUCUUAUUUGUUUGUUCCAGAGCAUGGGUGGGUUGAUGGGAGUAAUGGUCUCAGUAUGGGACACACUGGUGGUGUUGGUUGAUGGAGGAGAUUGGACGGACUGGAACAAUUACAGUCGAUAUUUAAAACGUACUCAUUGAAAACCACUCGGAAGUGCUUGGCUGGUCUGAAUUUGAAAGGGGUGCAUCCAGUUUUUUAAGGCCCCUACAGCGUCCGAAUUCCUAAAUUGACUGCAUGUUAGUUAUUGUGCGAAGCAGUGUUCAGACCAGGGUACGAAGACAAGACAAGUUUGUCCUAUGUGUCCUUGGAUCACAUAUUUAUUGUAGAAUACAGUUCACUUGUGCACUGGAUGUCGGAUUAGAACAACUUUAAUAACAGGAUCAUCUCUCUUUUUCUAGAGGGUUCUGAAUAGUCAUUACAUAUAUCCAACUACUGGUUAGUGCAUACCAAAGAAAGGAAAAAAAACAAAACAAACUAUCGCCAUGAAACUCUUUCCCUCUCUCCCUAUCUGGAGUCUGUGUUUGGCUCCCCCGUGGAUAAAAACAGCUCAUUUUAAGAUAACGGAAAAAGAUUCUUAUUUUAAGGUGAUUAUACAGUCAUGAAAACACACCAAUGAAUAUUAUAUUCCAUUAAUACCAAUAGAUCCUUAAAUGUUACACACUUAAUAGAAUUCUCUGUCACCGACUCUUGUAGAGACAACGGAUAACGAAACAAAAAGGCAGCGCUUUCUAUGAUUUUAGUUCGUAGCAUUCUACUCAGUUAAAGUAUGCAUUAAUCUUUAUCAGAUAUUCUGAUUCCUCAAUCAGUUAUUACAUUUCUUGAUAAAUCAAUGAAUAGCUUGGCUUAUAAAAUGUUAGAAAAUAGUGAAAAAAAUUAGCAUUCAAUCAAAAAAGGUUUUUAUGUUUUUUUUACUUGAGAGAACAGUGUGACAGUGAACCUGAAGGCUUUAAACCACCUGCUGAAGAAAACAUUCAAGAACAAAUAUGUUUGAAAUUAAAUGUCCUGCCAAAAUAAACACAACCUGUUUUAGA
This is a messenger RNA of Dicentrarchus labrax (European seabass), 3520 nucleotides long. RefSeq names its product coiled-coil domain-containing protein 138. The transcript has 15 exons. The record is from RefSeq and is a predicted model, not a curated record. Bases 78 to 1919 code for a protein of 613 amino acids. Lineage: Eukaryota; Metazoa; Chordata; Actinopteri; Moronidae.